AAACAGAUACAUUACGCUUACAACAUGCUAAUUCAUUCACACUCGGCGACAACCAUGCAAUUUCAGUAAAAAUUAUGAUUGGCCAACUUAGUAAAAUCUAAACAAACCGUUGUGAUAGUUGCCCAAAUACUCUUGAGGUUUAAAAUGAUUGCUUUCCAGUUUCGAUGUUAAAUCAUUAGUCUUCCGCCGUUUCCAAGUCUCAGGUUUCGUCAGGUUUUGUCUCCUUGUAUCUUUGUUGCUUGACUUAAAACUACUGAAUUCACUUUUUUGAAAAAAUGAAGUCACUGGCCGCACCUGCAAUUUUUCUUAUCGUUUCCAGUGUUGUAUGUGUCCUGUCCCUGCCGUCUCUAUUCAAGGAGAGAAUCGACAAACCAUCUCUCGAGAGGAAACAAACGCGGAACCUGUAUCAGUUUGGAUUAAUGAUCUGGUGCGCCACAAGUCGGAGUCCAUGGGAUUAUUACGAUUAUGGAUGUUGGUGUGGAUAUGGCGGAUCAGGUACUCCUGUUGAUGACACUGACAGAUGCUGCCAAAUACACGACUCAUGUUACGAUGCUCUUGUUAACAACACCAUCUGUUCUACGUGGUGGAAGCCGUACUUUCUUAACUACCUUUUCACUCCCUGUCACAAAUGUGACCCUGAAUCUAGUUAUCCAUCUGAUGAAGUGGAUGUCACGUGCAAGAGAGCUCUUUGUGAAUGUGACAGCCAAGCCACCAAAUGUUUUGCGAAUUCAACUUUUAAUGCGGCGAAUAUCGACUACGACACUUCAAAGUGCUGAUGCAUAAAUAAUGAAUGAAAAAUGGUUAGAUACCUUAAUAAAAAAAAGGUGCCUUA
Messenger RNA from Pocillopora damicornis (cauliflower coral), 832 nucleotides. RefSeq names its product basic phospholipase A2 taipoxin alpha chain. The record is from RefSeq and is a predicted model, not a curated record. Gene Ontology annotation, biological process: phospholipid metabolic process; lipid catabolic process; arachidonate secretion. Gene Ontology annotation, molecular function: phospholipid binding; calcium ion binding. NCBI's taxonomy places the organism in Eukaryota, Metazoa, Cnidaria, Anthozoa, Scleractinia, Pocilloporidae.